UAACUCGACAGUCUCUUUAAUUUGGUGCCAGUUUCUUUUAAAGCAAUGGAAACCUCUUAUUCUUUGAUGUCCUCCUCCGCUUUCCCUUCCUCCUUUGGAUUUCUUCCGCUCCAAAAAACCAAACUCCACCAUGAUCAUCACAAGAGAAGAACACCAGUACUCAUCGGCUUCUCUCGCAAGAGGGAUGCUUACGACCGGGAUUCCGACGGCCGGCUUGUCGACGAGAACAUGGUGGUGCUUCGAAAGAGGAUCCAUGAGAUGAAAGUGGCUGAGGGGAGCUACGAGGCUCCGUCCGAGUGGAUGGAGUGGGAGAAGCGAUGCUACCACGCAAGCUAUGGAUCGGACGUAUCGGAAUUGGUGGGGAUGUUGCAGGCUUUCUUGUUGAGUACUCGGCCUGGCUUGGCCUUUGGGCUGGUGGCAAUCAUCACCGUGGCCGUGCCGGCAUCGGUAAUCGUGAUGGUGUUCCAUUUGUUGGUGGCGGCCAUGUCGGUUCUUGCACGCAGUGGUGCAUCAUAAGUACGUGCAUGAUUGGAGUUCUUCAGAUCAUGGCAUGCAUGUUUCCAUGUACCUGGACUAAUUCGAUGUUUGAGUAGUUUUCUUAAGCCAUCCAUUCAUUGUAGGAAAUUUUUCACGUUUUCUUCUGCGUGGAAUCACUAUUAAUUUGACGAUUGUUUGGGUCCAUUUUGGAGAACGGUAGUUGUCUUUGGCAGCAAAAGUUUGAUCGAGUCAGAGCAUUCUCUAACUGGCGAACUCAUUGAUGGAGUACUGGGUUGGAGAAACUAGGUGCAAAUAGACCGUAGAUUAAUAAACCUACUUUCUUCCAUCAUCUUGGAUUUCUCAAAGCCGCUGCAAACUUCACAGGAGCUAGGCAUGCAUCGUUGUUUUAACUAAUAUGUAUUGUGGGUUUUCCCAACAGCUUUUCUACUGUCCUUUUUUAAAAAAAAAAUACAUGAGAAUCCACAGAGUUGCGAUGAAAUAUCCAUGUCUAUAUUAGCAAAUAAAAAAAACAAAAUCUUGCUUUAUUGUUCCACA
Elaeis guineensis (African oil palm) is the source of this 1032-nucleotide messenger RNA. RefSeq lists its product as uncharacterized. NCBI's taxonomy places the organism in Eukaryota, Viridiplantae, Streptophyta, Magnoliopsida, Arecales, Arecaceae. The record is from RefSeq and is a predicted model, not a curated record.